Molecule: messenger RNA, 4066 nt
Organism: Myiozetetes cayanensis
Lineage: Eukaryota; Metazoa; Chordata; Aves; Passeriformes; Tyrannidae
Gene: SLC16A6
Product: solute carrier family 16 member 6
Exons: 6
Coding region: 143-1729 (528 amino acids)
Biological process (GO): monocarboxylic acid transport; transmembrane transport
Molecular function (GO): monocarboxylic acid transmembrane transporter activity
Source: RefSeq, a predicted model, not a curated record
AGCAGCAGCCGCCGCCGCGGGCAGCGGGAGCAGCAGCGGCCGGCGGGGCAGCGGGGGCCGCCUCCUCGCCGAGGGUCGCCCGCCCGCUCGCCCUCCCCGGGCCAUGGGCAGCCCCUGACCCCGCCGCAGCACCGGAUCCAAAAUGACGGUCAAAGCUGUAAAAAUGCCGUGCACCUCUGCAAACGUUUAUACUAAAGUGCCUGACGGAGGAUGGGGCUGGACAGUUGCUUUUGCAUUCUUUGUUGUGGAAGCCCUGACAUACGGCAUCAUAAAAUCAUUUGGAGUCUUCUUCAAUGACCUGAUGGAAAGCUUUGACGAAACCAACAGCAGGAUAUCAUGGAUAAUAUCCAUAUGUGUGUUUGUGCAGACCUUCACAGCUCCUCUGUCGACGGUGCUCAGCAACCGCUUCGGCCACCGCUUGGUGGUGAUGGCCGGGGGGCUGCUCAUCAGCACCGGGAUGGUCAUCGCCGCCUUCGCCCGCUCCGUCGUGGACAUGUAUGUCACCAUCGGCAUCAUCUCCGGCCUCGGAUACUGCCUCUCCUUCCUCCCGACUGUCACCAUUUUAUCACAGUAUUUUGACAAAAGGCGCUCGCUGGUCACAGCAGUGGCAUCUACAGGGGAAUGUUUCGCCGUCUUCUCCUUCGCACCAGCAAUCACAGCUCUGAAGGAGCAGAUUGGCUGGAGGUACAGCCUGCUUUCUGUCGGGGUGCUGCAGCUUGGCAUCACCGUCUGCGGAUCGCUGCUGCGACCCAUCAUCAUCAAAGAGCAAGAAGAAGUGAAAGCACAGCCUCCAGAAGAGUCCACGGAGACAAAGUACAUGCUUGAAAACGAGCAAACAUGCACCUCAAUAGAGUCCAUAGACUCAGGAGUCGAUAUAACUACCUCACCCAGCAAUGUGCCUGGAAAAACCAAAGCAGAGCCGAAAAGUGAAGAACCAAAGCAACACGGACAGAUCCCCGUUGAAAAUUACAGCACCCCUCCAGAACCAAAAACCAAACUACUGGACUUCUCUGUGAUGAGAGACUAUAGCUUUAUCUGUUAUGCAUUCUUUGGCCUGUUUGCAACCCUGGGCUUCUUCGCUCCCUCCCUCUACAUCAUCCCCCUGAGUCUCAGCCUGGGCAUCGGCAAGGACCACUCCGCGUACAUCCUGUCGGCCAUGGCCAUCGCCGAGGUCUUUGGAAGGAUCUUUGCUGGCUGGGUGCUCAACAAGAAGCCCAUCCGCAAGAUCUACAUCGAACUCAUCUGUGUCAUCCUGCUGGCUGUAGCACUGUUUGCCUUCCCUUUUGCCUCCGAGUUCUGGGGCUUGAUGACAUGUAGCAUUUAUUUUGGGUUCAUGCUCGGCACGGUGGCGGGCACACAUAUUCCCCUCCUGGCAGAGGACGAUGUGGUUGGCAUUGAAAAGAUGUCUUCUGCAGCUGGAGUCUACGUCUUCAUUCAGAGCUUAGCUGGGUUGGCUGGACCACCCAUCGCAGGUGUCUUAGUGGAUACGACAAAGAACUACAGCUCAGCCUUCUACUCCUGUGCUGCUGGCAUGGUCCUGGGGGCCGUGUUUCUGGCCCUGGUGAGGCCAUGCAAGACUGGGCUGUGCCACCACUACCAGCAGCAGCAGCAGCAGCAGCAGGUGGAGGAGAGCCCACCAGGGCCCCCUCCAGAAUUACCAGAUGACUUUAUAGACAUGGAUAUUGGAAAAGCAGAAAAUUCAGGAAAAGGCUCUGACAGCGUGGUAUAAAAAAAAAAAACAACAACAACCCUGUUCCUUUCUCCAUCUAAUGUACUCGGCGUAAGGCUGGGGGAAAUGUCAGCUCUGCUCCACGUUUUAAAACUACAUUCUAAAGGGAAUGUGAAAUUUUAAAUGUGAACAGUUGCUACCAACGAAUUUUUUUUUUUUUUUUUUUAAAUAUUAGACAGAACUUUUUUAACCAACAAUGGAAAGCUCCAUAGAAAAUACGGAUAGCCACGUAAAAAUAACUCCUGUCUAGCAUGAAGAUGUGAUGCACACUCUUGCUUUCCUGAUAACAAGCAUAGGUAAAGGUUCAACUGAUCCCAUAAAUACUGACAACAGCAACAGCAGAAGCAGCUCAGCCUCUGACUGUCACCCAUUCCCUACCACAAAUUCCACACAGACAAGAAACUGAUGAUACAAACUGGAGACAAGCACUUCAUACACCACCAAUAGCCAACUGAAUCUUCUGGAGGGAUACAGACUCAUGUUUUAGCUUUGAGGAGGAGGCUAGGCUAGAUAGCUGACACUUAGAAACCAUUGCUAAUGAUCUUAACUUGAAUGUCACAAAUGCUGGGAAAUCAAAGGCUCUGUGUGUCUUUAUGGCCAGUUUUUUACUGCACGUAUUUCCUGAGAUCAUUUUUCUUCUCCUGAUUGGGAUCCAUAGAACUGUUUUCUCUUGAUAGCCAGAUCUGAUGUACUGUUUCUAAUUUAACUAGUAUUUAUUAAUUUAUUCUGAGAUUGUUAAGGGAGGUUAGCUUAAAUAACUGGAGAGGAAAAAUGAUCUUCUGCAUAACGGAAAGCUGUCUUUACAUCAUUCUCUUCAAUGCCUAUCUUGUAUUGCUUGUGAAAUUGUUGGGAAAAAUUACUCUUACAGCAUAAAGUGUAGCUGUUUUUAAUAGGUAAGUCUUAAGUAACCCAGUUAUUUAAAAAGGAAAAAAAAAAAAAAUAAUGAACUACAGAUCCAGCAUCUCUUUCCACGGAAAAAGGCUCAGCAGGAUUUGGCCCAGCGUGUCUUAACGUACCCAAAACCUUCGCUCACAGGUGCACCAGGAAACCUCCCUGAUGGAAUGUGGGACCCCCCACAUCUGUGGGGUCACGGGGAGGCUGGGCUGAGCUGCACCCCCUCCCCAGCUCUCCCCGCUCCCCUAAAGGCAGCAAGAGGCUUUUUUGGUUUUGUUUUGUUUUUUUUGCUGCUGCCAUCAGUGAGAAGCGAAGUGGAGCCUGUGCACGUGGAUGGUGCGAAGGGAACGACAAAAGACAAAGGGGCGAGCUGUUCAUUUAGUCUUAACAGGAGAGAUUCCUGCUCACGGUGACACGAGCUUGCUUACCCCACCUAUAUGCAUCUUCUCGCCUCUAGGCAACUCAGGGGGACAAAUCAAACAAGUCUGUUUCGGUUUGGAUGGAAACCCAAACCACCGUUUCUGUGUAUUUUAAGUGGAAGUGGCAUCAUCCAUUAACUGCUACGCUGACCUGUCUGUGUUUUACCAGCCAUAAGAAAUGUGGGACAAUCUGUGUAAAAAAAAAAAAAAAAGGAAAAAAAAAAGAAAAGAACAACCUCUUUUUGGGAAGGUGCUUGAUUUGUUUUUUUUUUUUCCUGUCUUAGAUGUCCAAAAAAAAAAAACAAAAAGAAAAAAAAAAAAAAAGAGAAACAGGCACUCUUGCAAAGUGGCUGGAGCAAUUCAUCCUCACUGCCCGAGACCCGCGGUCUCGCGUCCUUCCUCUGCCUCAGCACUUUAUCACGGCCAGCAGAACCUCGCUGCGUUGCACCCAGGACUGGAAGACCCCUUACAGAGAACUGAAGAGUUGUGUGAAUCAGUGAUUAAUGAACAAAUAACCACGUCGCAUCGAGAUGUGCUUUUUAUUUAUUGUUUAAUUUAUGAUACUUCAAGCGUUUUGAUAAACGUUCUGUAGCCCGUCAUUGUAAGGUUAUUGAAGUCUUUCGUGACACGAGACCUCACUACAGCACUUUGCUAUUACAACUGCUUGGAAGUGGAAACAAGGCCUCCAGGUUUUGCGUGUGUGUGGAAGCUCCCUGUUCUGCAGAUUUGCGAGGUUCUACUGUAACUUAGGUUUGGGUUUUUCGCUUUGCCUUUUUUUUUUUUUUUUUUUUUUUACAACAAUUUCCAAUACAGAUCAAAUAAUAUGUUUGUCACUGACCUCACAGUCCGUUUCUGUUCCUGUCUGUGUAGCAGCACGAGCAGGGGAGCGAGUGAUGAGUAUGUGUGUGUGCGGGCACAGCAGACCCACAAGCAGGAUUUACUGAUUUGUUUGUAACGUACCCAGUGGACUCUGGAAAUACUCUAUAAACACUGAGAUUUGCAAUAAACUUUUUCUUUUCUUUUU